Molecule: messenger RNA, 2066 nt
Organism: Vespula vulgaris
Lineage: Eukaryota; Metazoa; Arthropoda; Insecta; Hymenoptera; Vespidae
Exons: 4
Coding region: 783-1214 (143 amino acids)
Source: RefSeq, a predicted model, not a curated record
AGAGAGAAAUGGAGACAAAUAACUCUACGUCUUUCUUCUUUUCUUCUAAAACAUUCAAACGUUUAAAAUUUCUUGAAAAGAAUAAAUGUUUAAAACGAUACAAAAAAUCGUCGAAAGAAAGAAUCCUCCUACUAUCCCUUCUUUUCAGGUUGCUCGACCGGAAAAAAUUAUAGCUGGAGUUAUGACGCUCGGGUCAAUAAUACCUACCCUAGGGCUAUUUUUAAUAACACGAUCGUGCGCGGUAUUCUUACGCGCUUGUGCUUAUGCCUAUCCAUCGAUUCUUUGCGCUUUAAGGAUCACGGAAACGUGAAACCAAUAAAGUGUGGUCGAUCGUGAAAGAUGCAAUAUCUUUUUUAUCCUUUUCAUCUUCACGAUCGGAAAUAUCUUUCUUACGAAAAUUAUUCGUACAUGACAAAAUUAAUUAGCGUUAUCAUAUCUUCAAUUAAAAGAAUGGAACCAACGAUAGAACUUAAAACUUUGUUAUACGAUGAAUUUUCUUGCAAUUCAACCGUAUCCCCGAUUUAUAUCAUUCAGCGCAUGAAAAAAUAGACAAAACAUACGCUUGAUAUUUGCGGUAAAGGCUUCUGUUUAAUAUUACAGUGCUAACCUAUAUAUACUAUACAAUAUGAAUCAUAGAAUCUAUGUAUGUUAAAUUGUACUCGCAACGCUAGAUGGCGUCAUCGUAAUGGGUGUCGUCCGAGUCAAAUUACUAAAUUCGAAGACGUUGUACAUGCGUCCGUUUCUCCUUGCAGUUUAACUUUUGCUUUUAAAAGUAAUAAAAGAUGUGGUCUUUCAAGAUCUCGUACAUAAUUUUCGUUAUUUUGCUAAAUCCGAUCAGUCACGCCCUGGAAUGUUAUGUUUGCACAAAUCAGGAUGAUAAUGAAGACAAAUGCUUAAAAAGCAUAAAAAUAUGUGAACAGGGAGAGGAUGUAUGUUUAACAGAAAUCAAGUGGGGCAGUACACCGUAUUGGUCGCAAGGAGCAAAGAAACAAUUUUAUAUUUCCAAAAGAUGUUCUACCAAAGUAGAGUGCGAAAGAAUACGACGCAAUAACAUGCCAUUGUGUACUCAUAUUUGGUAUCAAGAUUGGAAAUGUUCGGAAUGUUGUCACGGAGACAAAUGCAAUUAUUAUAUUAUUUCCGACGCAAGCAAAGUAAGAGCUACUGUUGGAAGUAUCAUCUUGGCAUUACUUUCCGUCUUUCUACUUGGUAGAUAAAAUUGGUUAUUGUAUUAAACAUUGCCUCCAUUUAUUGGAAGGUGUAGUAUUAUUCGAUAUCGAAGACACGAAUCUAUUAUACAUUGGAUCGAACAUGACAGAUAUCUGUAUCGUUUCAAUGACGUUUCUUUAUCAGAAAACAACGAUGUAGUAUGUUAUAUACGUAUAAGAACGUAUAACUAUCGUUGAAUAUUUGCAUUUGAUCUAUAAUACAGAUAUUAUGUACAAAUAUGUUUUCAUAGAAAAAACUCCGUCCAUAAUUUAGACUGUUUAUAUAUUCAUUAUAUUAGUCGAUAAGUAUUUUUUAUAUAACUUUUAUACAUAAUUCAUUAUCCAAGCAUUUCAUAUUUAUUCGAUCGUACGAAAAACAAAUGUAUUUGUAACUUUUGUACAUUUAUGAUGUACAAGGUACUCGUAUCGUAGUAUAUAUGUAUACGAAUUAUUUUUAUAGAACAAUAGUACAUACUUACUUUAUGAAACGUUAUUUUUCAUAGAAAAUUUAUAUAUAACUUCAUUCUCUUUAUAGAAAUGUAUAUAUACGCAUUCGAAAUAUACAUACAUACAUAUAUAUAUAUAUAUAUAUAUAUAUAUAUAUAUAAGGUUAUAUAUAAUAAGUAUUCAUAUAUAUGUGUAAGGAUAUAUAUAUAUAUAUAAUUUUAUAUACAUACACACACGCGUGCGCACGUAUGUUGUGUGUAAUGUAUGAAUAUGUAUGUACGUACGUACGUUCGUACGUAUAUUUAUACGCGCAUGGAUAGAAGCGCGUACACAUACGCGAAUAUUUGUUCGUAUGAUGUACAACGCUUACAAUCCGUCCAACUUGUUACAUUAAUAAAGACAUUUUAUUGAGAA